Molecule: messenger RNA, 869 nt
Organism: Coccidioides immitis RS
Lineage: Eukaryota; Fungi; Ascomycota; Eurotiomycetes; Onygenales; Onygenaceae
Exons: 2
Coding region: 58-612 (184 amino acids)
Source: RefSeq, a predicted model, not a curated record
CUCUUCCCCGGGAUUCGCCUUCGUCCACGUUUCCAAAAGCUAUGAGCCCAACUUUAAAUGGUAUACUCCGUAUGUCAAAUGGCACCUCUGUCUCUCAUUGUGGACCACUCUCCCCUCUUCCCCGCUCACUGGUCCCUUUUUGUCGCGCACCCGUCGUGUCCCGAGAUUGGCAAGAGAGUUCACGUCGAAGGCAGCGUCUACGCGGGCUUCACGCACGCCGUGCAGCGGAGAUAUAAGCUUGGCUCGGUGGGAAAGAAUUUCAGUUUGCUUGAGCUCGGUGAAUUAACGGGUGGGAAGGGAGGGGAGGAGCAGGAGGAGGAGGAGGAGGCCCUGGUGAAACACAUUCAUGCGAAUGCGGAUGUGGAUGCGGACGCGGCCGAGUAUGGAGAAGAGGUGAAGCCUAUCGAUCGACUAGAGAAGGUAGCUAUCGGUGUUGUGGCGCUGGGCGGGAGCUUGAAUCAUGUCAAUGAAGAUGGGACGCAGGCGCCGGCCAGACGCGGUCAGAUGAAAAACUGCCAAGACUGGAUCAUUGAUGUCGUCGCGGAACUGGUGCGGAGAGAUAUGCUCCCGGCGGCCGCCAAUGAAGUAGUACAGAAUGCUCCAAAGAAUUGAUACCAAGGAUAUUUGUUAAAGGUAUUGAGCCGAAAAGUGACAUGGGUUCGAAUCCUACAUGCAAAUGGUAGUGGAGUCUGCUUUCUUCACGCGCAUCCUCAGGGCGCUCACAGUGGCUGCACUUGCGUGUAGUCCAGCAAGGCUUGGGUCGUCUCACGCUCGAACUAUCAAAGAACAAAGAAUAUUUCUCAGAUAUCGAAUAGGCAAAUAAGAAACAUAACAGAACGACGAAAGACGAAUUCCCUUUGGGCCAGAAG